AUGAAUUCGUUCGUCAACGAUGUUUUUGAGCGUAUUGCUGCUGAAGCUUCUCGUCUAGCCCAUUACAACAAACGUUCCACCAUUUCUUCUCGUGAAAUUCAAACUGCUGUUCGUUUAAUUUUGCCUGGCGAACUCGCCAAACAUGCUGUUUCUGAAGGUACGAAAGCUGUAACUAAAUAUACUUCUAGCAAGUGAAU
Cylicostephanus goldi is the source of this 197-nucleotide messenger RNA. NCBI's taxonomy places the organism in Eukaryota, Metazoa, Nematoda, Chromadorea, Rhabditida, Strongylidae. The record is from the annotation of a GenBank genome assembly.